AUGGUCUACCUAAAACAAAUUAAUGUUGAAAACUUUAAGUCAUGGCGUGGAAAACAGGUUAUUGGUCCCUUCAUGCGGUUCAACUGUAUAAUAGGCACAAAUGGCUCAGGGAAGUCCAAUGUGAUGGACGCCCUGAGCUUCGCUAUGGGGCAGCGGGCCGCCUCUCUUCGGGUGAAGCACCUCAGAGACCUGGUCCACGGAGCCCACAUCGGGCAGCCGGUGUCCGGCACAGCCCGAGUGGCCAUACGCUUCUGUGACGAGGAGGAUGGAGAGAUGGUGUUUUCUCGAACAAUCACAGGGGACUCUUCUUCCUAUCACAUUAACGAUGCUCAUGUUACUUCUGCUACAUACAUCGAAGAGCUUGCAAAGAUUGGCAUUGUGACCAAAGCUCAGAACUAUCUGGUGUUCCAGGGGGAGGUGGAGUCCAUUGCUUUGAAGGACCCAAAGGAGAUAACCAAGAUGUUGGAGAGUAUCAGUCAGUCCAAGGAGUUGGCCGCUGAUUACCAAAAGAAAAAAGAAGAGCUGCUGAUGGCUAAAGAGAACACGCAAUUUCACUUCAACCAGAAAAAAUCUGCCACUGUGGAAAGAAAACAAGUGUCUCAAGAAAAGCUAGAGGCUCAGAAAUACCAGGCUCUGCUAGAUGACCGUCAUCAGAAACAUUUGCAGCUGAGCCUUGCUGAGCUUUAUCUCAAUGAAAGAGACAUCGGUGCUAUCAGUGACACACUGAAGGAGAGACAACAUUCUGCAGCAGCUAAGAACAGCGAAAUGGUGAACUGGGAGCAAACUGUCAAAGCCCACAAGAAGGAGCACGGACGCCUCACCAGGGAGCAACAGCAUAUCGAUAAAGAGAUCCGCGGUCAGGAGCAUUCUCUGUCUCAGGCUCGGUCUCAUUACAUCAAAGCCAAAGUGAACACCUCUCAUCACAUUAAGAAGGCUGAAGAGAUGCAUAAUGCCGUGCAGAAGAGUCGGAAGUUGUUGGCCAUUAAAGAGCAGGAAGUGACAGCUGGUCAUCAGGAAGUGGAAGAACUUGGAAGAACUUGGAAGAACUACGAGAAACAGAUCCAGGAAGAAGGAGCUGCAAGAGGAAGAGACAUCGAGCUGGACGAGGAUCAGUUGGAGAGAUACAAAGAGUUGAAGGAGUUGGCCCAGAAGCAGGGGGCUGUUGUCAAUCAGCAGGCAGAGAAGUUGCACUGGGAGCUCAGGGCGGAUUCUGAAAAGAUGUCCUUUGACCUGCGCAGAAAAAAGGAGGUGGAGGUUGCCAUCAGGAACAGUCAAAAGCACCUGGAAGAAUUAGAAAACAGAGCAGAAAAACUAGAAGAGUACACCAAAACUUGCAAGUCUUCCUUGGAGGAUUACCAUCAGCAAGAGGAGAGCCUGACAGCAGAGCUCCAGCAUGUUUCUCAGCGUACCAAAGAGGUGAACCAAGAGCUGGGUAAGGUGAUGGAGGAGCUGAGGAACGCCCGUCUGGACAGCCAUGAGAGUAAACGGCAGCAGCAGCGCAGAGAGCUGCUUGAGAAGCUCUGCAGGCUCUUUCCAGAAACUCUGUUUGGCCGACUUUCUGACCUGUGCAGCCCAAUUCAUAAGAAAUACCAGCUGGCUGUCACUAAGGUGUUUGGCAACAACAUGAACGCAAUUGUGGUGACUUCUGAGAAAGUAGCACGUGAAUGUAUAUGUUUCAUCAAGGAGGAACGAGCAGAGCCAGAGAUGUUCCUGCCCAUAGACUACUUGGUUGUGAAGCCUCUGAAUGAACGACUGAGGGAGAUUUCAGGUGCCAAGAUGUUGGUUGAUGUUGUACAGAUCAAUGCUGCCUCAGGUGCUGCCCAACUAAGAAAAAUAGUGCAGUAUGUCUGUGAUAAUGCUUUGGUGUGUGAAACGAUGAAAGAUGCCAGGAGAGUGGCCUUUGAUGGAAAGGAGCGUCUUAAGACAGUAACCUUAGACGGGACGCUGUUUAAAACAUCAGGAGUGAUCUCUGGCGGUUCCAGUUAUCUGCGAACCAAAGCUCGUUGCUGGGACGAGAAAGACAUGCUGCAUCUGAAGGAACACAGGGACAACCUGACCAAGGAGCUGCGAGAUUUAAUGAAACUGAAGAGAAAGGAGCCAGACUUGAAACGAAUCAUUGCACAGUCUCAAGGAGCUCAGACACGCCUGAAAUACUCCACAACUGAUUUGGAAAACCUCCAGAAAAAAGUCAUCCCUAAAUGCCACGCGGAGAUCUCACGGAUGGAGAGUGAAUUAGCAAACGCUGACUAUCAAAUUCAGAUGCAGCAGGAAAGUCUUGAAGGAAAAAAUGCAGAAAUGAAGAAGAUUAAACACCAGAUUGAUCAGAUGGAGGACUUGGUGUUUUCAGACUUCUGCGCAGAGAUUGGUGUGGACAACAUCAGAGAGUAUGAGCAGGAGCACUUAAAACAGCAGGCAGAGCUUGACAAGAAACGGCUGGAGUUUGAAAGUCAGUGUGCCCAGCUGAAUGCACAACUUGACUUUGAAGAAAACCAACUUGAACAGGACAGGAAAAAGCUUCGCAAAAUGGAAGAUACCAUUAAUAUGGAGGAGGGAACCAUUGCUGAGCUCAAAAAGGAAGAGCAGAAACUGUUGGAAGCCGUAGAAGAGGGUCAGAAUAAGCUGCUAGAGCUAAAGAACCAGCUGCUCACCAAAAAAAGCCAAGUGGCUUUGGCCAAAGCUGAGCUGGACCAGAAGUCUCAGGAGCUUCAGGAGAAUAACAAAGAGUUGGUAAAACUUCAGCGUAAGGUGAUGUCAGCAGAGACGAUGUUGGAGCAGAAACGCUUGGCUAGACACAACCUGCUGCUGGCCUGCAAGAUCCAAGGCCUGCCCAUCAUUAUGCUGUCAGGCAGCCUGAAUGAAAUCAGUGAGGUGCAUCUGACCACAGAUUCAGAAAGUACUUCAGCCACUAUGGACAUUUACGAGCGAGAGGCACAGCUAGUCAUCGACUACUCCGAGCUGGACGAAGAGUUCAGGAGUCUCCGGGAUGACGAGGAGACAGAGGCCUUCAUGAAGAAGCUGAAGGAGUCCGUCUCCUCCCUGGAGGAAGUGCUACUUUCUACCACUGUACCUAACCUGAAAGCUCUGGAGAAAAUAAAUGAAGUGAAAGACAAGUUACAGGGAGUGACUGAAGCUUUUGAUGCCAGCACUAAAGCAGCCAGAAAAUGUAACCAGGAGUUUGAGCUAGUCAAAGCCCGGCGCUGCCUCCUCUUCAGUCAGUGUUUUGAGCAUGUGUCCGUUGUGAUUGAUCAAAUCUAUAAAAGAAUUUGCAGAAACAGUAGUGCCCAGGCUAUUCUGAGUGCCGAGACUCCAGACGAGCCGUAUUUAGGCGGCAUCAACUACAACUGUGUGGCUCCAGGGAAACGCUUCAUGUCGAUGGACAACUUGUCAGGUGGAGAAAAAGCCAUUGCUGCUCUUGCCUUGCUGUUUGCCAUCCACAGCUUUCGCCCUGCUCCUUUCUUCAUCUUGGAUGAAGUGGAUGCAGCUUUGGACAACACGAACAUUGGCAAGGUGACCAGUUUCAUCAGAGAGGAGUCCAGACGGAACAUGCAGAUCAUCGUCAUCUCUCUGAAGGAGGAGUUUUUCUCCAAAUCUGACGCUCUGCUGGGCGUCUAUUCUGACUUUGAUGAGUGCAUGUUAAGUCGCAUUCUGACCCUGGACCUGCGUCUUUACGCACUGGAUGAGGACGACAACGGAACGCAAAGUUGA
Molecule: messenger RNA, 3705 nt
Organism: Nematolebias whitei (Rio pearlfish)
Lineage: Eukaryota; Metazoa; Chordata; Actinopteri; Cyprinodontiformes; Rivulidae
Gene: smc1b
Product: structural maintenance of chromosomes 1B
Exons: 25
Coding region: 1-3705 (1234 amino acids)
Biological process (GO): sister chromatid cohesion
Cellular component (GO): chromosome; cohesin complex; nucleus
Molecular function (GO): DNA binding; ATP binding; protein binding
Source: RefSeq, a predicted model, not a curated record